Messenger RNA from Oryza brachyantha (malo sina), 1824 nucleotides. RefSeq names its product cytochrome P450 81Q32-like. The transcript is spliced from 2 exons. Gene Ontology annotation, molecular function: heme binding; monooxygenase activity; iron ion binding. Lineage: Eukaryota; Viridiplantae; Streptophyta; Magnoliopsida; Poales; Poaceae. Bases 16 to 1623 code for a protein of 535 amino acids. The record is from RefSeq and is a predicted model, not a curated record.
GAGAUUGAGCCCCGCAUGCAGAUUGCCAUCAUUCACUUGGCCAUGGAGAUCUCACAAGCUCUGGCCUUGGCCUCUCUCCUCCUCUUCACAUGGCUGCUCUUCCAUUUGCUCUCCUACCAAGCUCCUCCCAAGAACGCCAAUGGCCGAGCCCGCCGGCGCAUCCCGAGCCCGCCGGCCCUCCCCGUCAUCGGCCACCUCCACCUCCUCCAGAAGCCGCUGCACCGCUCCCUCGCCGCGCUGGUGGCGCGCUACGGCGACGGCUCCGGGCUCCUGCUCCUUCGGUUCGGCGCCAGGCCGGUGGUGUUCGUCUCGUCCCGGGCCGUCGCCGAGGAGUGCUUCACGGCGCACGACGCCGCGCUCGCCGACCGCCCGGGGCUCGCGUCGCAGCGGCUGCUCACCGACGGCUGCCCCACCAUCGCCACCGCCCGGUACGGCCCGCGGUGGCGCCACCUCCGCCGCGUCGCCACCGUCCACGCCCUCUGCGCGCGCCGCCUCGCCGCCACCUCCCCCGCGCGCGACGCCGAGGCGCGCGCCAUGGCGGGCAGCCUCUGGCGCCGCAGCUCGUCGUCGUCGGCGUCGGCGGUCGUCGUCAGCGUGAAGUCGGCGGCGUACGACUUCGUGGCCAACGUGAUCAUGUCCAUGGUCGCCGGCAAGCGCAUGGCGGACGACGACGUGCUCCGGUUCAAGGCGCUGACCGAGGCGGCGCUCGCGGCGGCGGGGGCGGCCAACCGGCAGGACUUCCUCCCGUUCCUCCGGGUGCUCGACCUCGGGAGAGUCAACCGGAGGCUCGCCGGCAUCGCCAAGGAGCGCCACGACUUCGGCCAGCGCAUCAUCGACGAGUACAGACGCCGCCACCUCGCCACCGCCACCACCACCUCCCCGUCGCCGCCGCCGCCGCCUAGGACAGUCGUCGGCGACCUGCUCCGGCAGCAGGAGAGCUCGCCGGAGUCGUACUCCGACGACGUCAUCCGCACCGUCUGCUUGAGCUUGCUACAAGCCGGAACGGACACGUCAGCAAGCACGAUCGAGUGGGCGAUGGCCCUCCUCCUCAACAACCCGGAGGCGCUCAGGAAAGCGACGGCCGAGAUCGACUCCGCCGUCGGCGACUCCCGCCUGGUCCAGGAGUCCGACCUCGCCGGCGGCCGCCUCCCCUACCUCCGGUGCGUCGUCGCGGAGACGCUCCGGCUGUACCCGCUCGCCCCGCACCUCGUCCCGCACGAGGCGUCGCGAGACUGCGCCGUCGCCGCCGCCGCCGGCCACGUCGUCGUCCCGCGGGGGGCGAUGGUGCUGGUGGACGUGUACUCUAUGCAACGAGACCCUCGUGUGUGGGAGGAACCGGAGGAGUUCAUCCCGGAGAGGUUCAUGGGCUGCGGAGACGACGCCGCGCGGUGGAGGAUGAUGUCCUUCGGGAUGGGGCGGCGGAAGUGCCCCGGCGAAGGGCUCGCCGUCCGGACCGUGGGGGUGGCGCUGGGGGCCAUGAUCCAGUGCUUCCGGUGGGAGCGGGUGGGGAAGGAGGAGGUGGACAUGAGCGAGGGGUCCGGGCUGACCAUGCCCAUGGCCGUGCCUCUCACGGCCGUGUGCCUGCCGCGCGUGGAGAUGAUGCCUCUGCUCAAAAGUCUCUAGGGCUCCUUUUUUUCUUGAAAAUGUUACAGUAUAUGACUUAGUUUGUCAUGCCAAAUAAUCAUUUUGUAUAAUCGUUUCGACCUAACAGUUAACUAUAUGGUUAGCACUUCUCUCCUCAGUCCUAACUGUUCCCUCCAUUUUUGAAAAAAGAAAAGCAAUUUCUAUGUACAGUGUCUAUGUUCGUAGACAGAAAUUGAUCUA